UAUAAUAUCUGUCCGUGAUAAAUAUGAAAUAUCGAUCAGCGCCCAGUGGCCAUAGUUUGCCAGCUCACUUAAUAAUUUGGGCUUUGGGCACAAUGGGCACAUCAAUCAACUCGUCGCUUUUAAUAAUAUGUGCGUCAAAUUAUUUACCUUUACACGGACGCAAUGGGCAAUCAUUAACAUAAUAUUAUAGGUAUAUUAUGCUACUAGAUAUCUAAGGACUAAGARUAACAUUGGACUUCCGUAUUUUAAUCAUGGUCAUGGAUAAAUGCAGACCAACACGACUCCACGAGUUUGAAACGUGAGGCAGUUUAUAUUAUUAAUGUUUUCUGCGUGAUCUGUUGUUCAUGUUAACAAAUGAGCAAUGGCUCAACAACUGUCUGGUGUCACGGUGGUGAUAUUUAUAGCUGGUGGAAUAUUGACUUUUAUAUUGCUGUUCAUAUUUGCCAAGAGGCAGAUCAUGAGAUUUGCACUGCGAUCGAGAAGAGGKCCGCAUGUGCCAAUUGGACAUGAUGGGAAAAAAACACUGAAAAGAGAAAUUGAACGGCGAAUAGAAGUGGUUCCAAAAAUUGCUUUUGAACCAAAAUUAAUGACAACUGAUCAAGACGAUGACCAUUCUAAAUAUAUAUUACCACCAGCAGAAUCUAAUGACAAACCAUUGUUGUCUCACCAUUUCCGUAUGAAAGCAGUUGAUGAUGUCAAAAAGUUAGAACGUGAAAUUUCCAAACAAGAUAAAACAUUGACUCGUCAUCCUAACGAAAAUAUUCGUUCAUUUUUACUUAAUACAUUAGCAGUACUUUUGGAUGGUAGUGGACAGCACAUAGUUCAUCAAUUCUGUGAUCUCUAUGAACAUGCUCGUUAUGAUCCAAAUGAAUUUUUGGAUGAAGAAUACCAAUCCUUUUUAAGAUUAAUGAAAAAACUAAUUGAUAUUGCUAAAUUAUUGAAAUCGUAUUCUGGUGAAAGUCGAAAAAACAGUCCCAAUAAAACUCCAACUCGUAACAACAAUAUGCGAACUGUUACUAAUGAAGGUAUUAGAACAAAAGACAGGGAUUUGAACCGCUUAAAAGUUUUAUAAGAACUGAGAAGUAAAUAUAUUUUUAUGCAAUAAAUUAAUUUGGAUAAAAUAAUUUGUUA
Messenger RNA from Diuraphis noxia (Russian wheat aphid), 1131 nucleotides. Its product is annotated as lipid transport auxiliary protein 1. NCBI's taxonomy places the organism in Eukaryota, Metazoa, Arthropoda, Insecta, Hemiptera, Aphididae. The record is from RefSeq and is a predicted model, not a curated record.